UUUCCGCCGGUCUCUUUUCUCUCUCUCCACCACCUGUGUCUACUUCUUCCGAGUCUCCCGACUGAUGCUACUGCCGUACGCGUAUUGCUUUCCGGAGACUUCAAAGUCUCGCAGGCUGAAACUCGCCCCGGCAACGACGCCUCCGAUCAACUAGGAGCAGCUGCCAUGGAGGCUUCGCUAAGAGCACAUCGACCUGCGGCCCUCUUGAUCUUCGCAUUUCUCUCACUUCUCUCCGUCUCAUCAUCCGCCGCGCAGGAGAUCCAAAUUCUCAACGCCGAGCGUCGAAUUGACUUGAGUUCACAGGUUGCGAUUGUAUUCUUGACCCUGAAGGUUGAGAAUACGGGAAAGGCUGCUGCUUCCGACGUUCUUCUUGCAUUUCCUCCCACUGAAGCUGAGCAUCUCGCUGAAGUGAAGGCACAAGCGGCCUCGGGAAAGAAAAGGAAGAAAACAUAUGCUCAUCUCAUUGUGGAGCCAACAGAUGUACCUGACGCACCAAAUGGCGCUAAGGGUUUUCGAUUAGCUUUGCAUAAUCCUUUAAGCCCUGGGGAAACAACAACCAUUGAAGUUCUCUAUAUGUUGACCCAUUCUAUGGAACCUUUCCCUGCCGAGAUAAGUCAAUCAGAUCCACAGUUGGUAUACUAUCGUGAUAGUGCAUAUAUAUUGUCACCAUACCGUAUUAAGCAGCAGACAACUUUCAUCAAGACACCAAGCACAAAUGUACAAUCAUUCUCUAGAGUGGAACCAACCAAUAGAGCUGGUAUGGAACUUAAGUAUGGGCCCUAUGAAGAUCUACCAGCAUACUCGUACUCUCCAGUACUCGUUCAUUUUGAGAAUAACAACCCGUUUGCCGUUGUUGAGGAGCUUGUACGUGAAGUGGAAAUCUCGCAUUGGGGAAACCUUCAGAUAACGGAACACUAUACAUUAGCUCACGGUGGUGCUAAACUUAAAGGCGUGUUUUCUAGGGUUGAUUAUCAAUCCAGGCCAUCCGCUAGUGGUGUAUCUUCAUUCAAAAACCUUCUAGCUAGACUGCCGCCUAGGGUGCACUCUGUAUACUAUCGAGAUGAAAUCGGAAACAUUUCAUCUUCACGUCUUCGUACAGAUUCUCGCAAGUCAGAACUUGAAAUUGAACCUCGGUAUCCAUUGUUUGGAGGAUGGAAAUCCACAUUUAUAAUUGGAUAUGGCCUCCCAUUGGAAGAUUUCCUCUUUGAGUCCACUGAUGGAAAGAGAUAUCUCAACUUUACCUUUGGCUGCCCUCUUUCUGGGACUGUUGUAGACAAGUUAACUCUGAAGGUGGUGUUGCCAGAGGGAUCCAAAGAUCCUUCAGCCGUCAUUCCUUUUCCAGUGGAGGAACAUAUGGAGACAAAGUACUCAUAUCUUGAUGUUGUCGGAAGGCCAGUUCUUGUUUUAGAGAAGAAGAAUGUAGUUCCGGAGCACAACAUUCCUUUUCAGGUGUAUUAUACCUUUAACCCAAUCUUCAUGCUAGCAGAGCCGUUGAUGUUGGUUUCUACAGUUUUCUUCCUCUUCGCGUCUUGUGUAGCUUACCUACAUAUUGAUAUCUCAAUACGCAAGGGAUAGAAAUCCAGCUGUUCAUCCAAGCUUCAUAGACGUCUGCUUGGCUUGGUUAAUGGCAAAGUUGGACCAAUUCAGGCAUAGGACUUCUCAUGCACUGACUGCAGGUUCUUUCUGAAAUUUUGUAGAAUGGUUUGCUGAUCUUUAAAAGACCUGCGUUGAGUUUGUACUUCUAGAUCCUCUAUCCUUAAGGGCACCAUGGAAUCAUGGUUGUAUCGGUAGAAAGCAAGGAAAUGACUCUUAUAAUAGAGCAUAGCACAAUGUUGCAUACACUGUUUCCCUCGAUAUCUUUAGUAAACUGCCGAGUCUGAUAUUUCCUGUGGUUGAUAGUCCUGGUGAUGGCUGAUUUCAGUUUUGUCCAACUCUAUUGCCAAAGAUGCAUAAGAAUCCUGCUUCGAACCAUCAAAUUAUGUAUGUUCUAGACGACGUCGGGCAUUCUACCUAGAGCAGUAAUGGACACAAUAAUUCGGCUAUUCCUACAGGGUUGAAGGGUAGUAGUGAGUGUAUCCUUAGGACGGUACUCAGUUGUCUGAUCGAGAAAUGAAUGGUGUGAU
This is a messenger RNA of Linum tenue, 2123 nucleotides long. NCBI's taxonomy places the organism in Eukaryota, Viridiplantae, Streptophyta, Magnoliopsida, Malpighiales, Linaceae. The record is from the annotation of a GenBank genome assembly.